CGCAGAUCCAUAAGUAGAAAGUUUUGUCCGAACUUUUGUAGAAGUUUUCUGGGAAAGAGGUGGAGCCGCUGGGUCCACCGCCGAGGGUCUCCUGCCUCAGCGCCCCGGCCAGGGGUUUGUGGCACCCACCGAUCAGCAGGAUCUGUAUCUCACUGACAAGGGGAUGAGGGCGUCCAGUUACCAGGAGGGAGAGGAGCUGGACUUCGGUCUGACGUUUGGGGAGGAGCUGGAGACGGGACAACCCGUACUGAUGGGCAGUUCAGAUCUGGAACUCCCAGAGACAAGCAAAGAUGGAGCUGAGCCCCCAUUUCCCACUUGCUCCCUCCCCCUCACCCUCCCCCGGUCCCCCGCUCCACCUCGGGCUGGUGUGCACUCCCCACCUCCCCGUCGGGGGCCUCGGCUUGAAACCGAAACCGAGGCCUAUCCAGGCCAGCCGGCCAGGCUGGUUUCCCUCGGCAACCGUCGGCUUGUGGCCUGCCCCACCAUCCGGAUCACCCCCAUCCUGGCGGUGGGGGAAGGAGAGCCGGAGGAAGAGGGCGGGUGUUCGCCUCCAGGGACAUGGGCCACGGGCUGGGGCCCUCCACCUCCGUCUGCGGCCCUAGACCUGCUCCGCCCCCCACCGGAUCCCUUCACCUGCCGGGACUGGGCCCUGGGAUCCGCCUCACGGGGCUGGCUCCCUGAGGCGGCCUCGCCGUCCCCUUCUGGCUCGCCCUCCCCGUCCCCUUCGCCCUCCCCCUCCGCCUCACCCUCCCCACCCUCCUGGGGCUCAGCCUCCCGCCUCUCCGAGGAGGCGGAGGCUGAGCUGAGCGAGGCCGCCUGGCGGGCCUCACUGGCCUCCCCCACCACGCCGCCAUCACCUCUCCCGCUCGCCCACCGCUGCCGCCCCUCUCCCUCCCCCUCCUCUUCCUCCUCCUCCUCACCCUGCCCCUCCCCCGGGCCCCCCCUCGGCUCCCCGGCCGGCAAGAGGCGCCUCGCCAGGAGCGAGGAGGCGCCCAGCGCCUCGCCCCCACACCCGCGCUGGGGAGGAGGCUCCAGCAACGAGGCCCUCCAUUCCUCCAGCUCCUCCUCGCCCCGGGGCAGCAGCCCCUCCUCUCCGCCGACUGAACCCUCUGGCCACACCCACUUGCCCAGCAAAGCCCGCCGCACCAGCCAGCGGCCCGGGGCCGACGGGCGACGGCCGUCCUGCGAGGAGGCCUGGCCCAUGGACUACCUGGCCGUUCCGUCGCCGUUUGGCUGGGGCAGCGAGGCACGGACGCUGGGACGCAGCCCCGUCUUCCGGGCCUGUGCUCUCCCUCCUCUGGACUGGCCCCUGCCGAGCCACUUCAACCAGCUGGAGCUGAAGCUGCUGGUGCAGCCCAAGCCUCACCACCGGGCACACUACGAGACGGAAGGCAGCCGCGGAGCUGUCAAGGCCCUGGCCGGGGGUCACCCCGUCAUCAAGCUGCAGGGAUACAUGGAGCAGCCCCUCACUCUCCAGAUGUUCAUUGGUACAGCGGAUGACCGGAAUCUCAGGCCCCACGCCUUCUACCAGAUCCACCGGAUCAGUGGGAAGAUGGUCACCACCUCCAGCCAGGAAGCACUGGUCAACACAACCAAGAUCCUGGAGGUGCCCCUCCUCCCCGAAAACAACAUGACUGCAAAUAUAGAUUGCGCGGGGAUCCUGAAGCUUCGGAAUUCUGACAUUGAGCUGCGGAAGGGCGAGACGGACAUCGGCAGGAAAAACACCCGUGUGCGUCUGGUUUUCCGGGUCCACAUUCCACAGUCCGGAGGCAAGGUCGUUUCAUUGCAGGUGUCCUCUCUCCCUAUUGAGUGCUCUCAGCGAUCGGCUCACGAGCUGCCCCAGGUGGGGAGCUACAAUGUGGUGUCCUGCCCGGCGUCGGGGGGAGAGAGGCUGGUCGUCACUGGCUGCAACUUCCUGCCUACCUCCAGGGUCAUCUUCACAGAGAAAGGACCAGAUGGACGAGUGCGCUGGGAGGUGGAGGCCAAGGUGGAGAGUGCAGAGACCACGGAGAGCAACAUCGUGGCCGAGGUUCCUCCCUACCACAACCAGUCCCUCACCGGCACCGCACACGUCUAUUUCCUGGUCUGUAAUGGCAGAAGGAAGAGGAGCCCUCCCCAGAGUUUUUGCUAUGUCCCGGUGUACGUCAAGGAAGAGUCGUCCCAGGACCUGCAGACGGGACAUAGCUCGGCAACCCCCACUUCUACCCGGCUCCCCUCUGGCCCGAACUCCCCACCUUUCCCAGGUUUCCUUUCCCCCGAGGGGCUUACUGAGAGCUGCCCCCUCCUGGCACCCUCUGGGAUCCUGUGCUCCAGGGGUCUCCACUCCAGCCUGGCCAAAGACAAUGAAGUCCUGAGGAGAGGUGACCCUAGUCCCCCCUUCACUUGUCCUGGCUACGGGCAACUGUUGGCCCCACCCAACCAAUUGUCUCAGACCAGCCAGAGUAAGUCAUUAACCCAACACAGCCAAGGGCACCCAUUGGCUCACGCUGACCAGAGCCAACGGUUGACCCAAACCAACCAAGGGCACCCAUUGGCUUCCAAUGACCAGAGCCAACAGUUGACCCAACCCAACCAAGGACACUCAUUUUGUUGCAGUGACCAAUGUCAACCCUUCAUCCAACCCAACCAAGGGCACCUGUUCAAUACUGAUGAACAGUGCCAACCAUUGAGCCAGGUGACCCACACCAGUCACAGUCAACCACUGAACCAACCCAACCAAAGGCACCCAUUGGCUCCUGGUGAGCAAAGCCAGCUGCUAACCCAAACCUACCAAGGGGACCAACUGACCCAGCCGAACCAAGAUCAGCGAUUGGUUCACACCACCCACAGCCAACCGUGGACCCAACCCAACCGAGAGCACCAACUGGUGACAGGUGACCACUGCCAGCCACUAACCCGGCAGCACCAAGGGCACCCAUUGCCCCUUGAGCUUCCCUUCUUACCGAUCAUCCAGCCCAAUCGAGCUCACCACAUGGCUAUUGGUGACCAAUGCCAGCCACUGGCCCAGCACAACCCAGGGCACCGAUUGGAGAAUCUCAACCAUAGUCAACCGUUGACCCGACCCAACCAAGAGAUGCCAUUAGCUACCAAUCACCAAUGCCCGUUGCUAUCCCGAUCCCAACAAGGACACACAUCUGCUCACACCAUCGCCAGUAGACUGGUAACUCCAGCCCCCCACGGGCACCCUCUGACCCAAAUCGACACAAUACGUCCCGUACCCGCCGGCUUCGCGCGACCUGGACAGGGUCCGCUCUCGACCAGUCCCCAGACAGGUACCCACGGCUGUGAAGCGCCGCAAACUCGAGCCGACCAACCGCGUCCAGGAAGUCGCUGCCCGUACCACCCAAGACCCCCCGCCUUGGUGUCCCACUCCCCUCUCACAUACUCUCAGCACCGGACUCCGGAGACUGGCGGACAGGCGACCACCCACCCCCUCGCGAUCGAGGCGCGAGGGUGUCCGGGAUCUCGCGACCCGACCGCUGGCUGCCGGGGAGUACCGCGGGACGCCGGAGAGAAGGGAGGGGCAGGGGAGGAGGAGGGAGAAAUCGCGGAGUGCGAGGUCUCCUUCGGCGCCAUCCCGAUCCAGGGGAUCACGCUAGACGACGUGAACGAGAUUAUCGGAUGGGACCUCUCGGACGCCCCAGAAUCCAUACUAACAGAGGCGCGGACGGAAGAGCCGUGAUUGCGGGCGGGAUCUCCGCCAAUCCAGAACGACAGGGGCGUUGGGUUGGACCUUUGGGUGGAGUGGUCCUGGCGUAAUCCCGGCUCACUCUCUUGAACUUACCAUUCAUACAAACUUCCUUCGCCGCCACCACCAACCGCUACCCCACCGCCCCCCACCCCCGGACCCUCCGAGAUUUUUGUGUCAGCAUAGCGGGAUCACAAGCGCCUCUGCCGGCCUCACAGCAGCCGAUGGGUGAGGUGCAGUUGCAGAUUCUGGCUGUAGUAGCUACCGUCUCCCUCCCGCAAAACCCCGAACUUUCCCACAGCCGCCUCCCACUUUCCUCCUUCGCUCGCCGUCCCGCACUCUCCUUCCUUCCUUCCUUCCUUCCCCCUUUCCUCCCCUUCUUCCCAAUCCCCUUCCCCUCUUCCUCCUCCUUUUCCACCCAUCCUUCCCUCCCACUCCCUCUUCCCUUUACUCUGUAGCUUCAGGAUCCUGCUGUGCUGGCUCCCCUCCCCCUCUCGCCUCCCUCUCCCUCCCUCUACCCUCCCCUCCCUCCUCCACACCCCCCACCCAUGGUUGGGAGUAGAUCAUUUCCUGGGUCUUUAAUAUAGUUGUACACUAAACAUCUGUAAAAUUCCGUCUUCGAGAUGAGUUCCAACUCCACAGUUAAUGGUUAUUUUGUCCUUUCGGUUGUUGUUUGUAAGAUAAAUAAAUAAAUAAAUAAAUAAAUAAAGUCAG
Hypanus sabinus (Atlantic stingray) is the source of this 4402-nucleotide messenger RNA. RefSeq names its product nuclear factor of activated T cells 4 (gene nfatc4). The record is from RefSeq and is a predicted model, not a curated record. Gene Ontology annotation, biological process: cytokine production; calcineurin-NFAT signaling cascade; regulation of transcription by RNA polymerase II. Lineage: Eukaryota; Metazoa; Chordata; Chondrichthyes; Myliobatiformes; Dasyatidae. Gene Ontology annotation, cellular component: transcription regulator complex. The coding region runs from base 164 to 3682 and encodes 1172 amino acids. Gene Ontology annotation, molecular function: RNA polymerase II cis-regulatory region sequence-specific DNA binding; transcription factor binding; DNA-binding transcription factor activity, RNA polymerase II-specific. The transcript has 10 exons.